Molecule: messenger RNA, 1182 nt
Organism: Physella acuta
Lineage: Eukaryota; Metazoa; Mollusca; Gastropoda; Physidae
Product: FMRFamide receptor
Biological process (GO): G protein-coupled receptor signaling pathway
Cellular component (GO): membrane
Molecular function (GO): G protein-coupled receptor activity
Source: RefSeq, a predicted model, not a curated record
AUGGCCGGAACUGACGUCAUGCUGACCUUGAACCACACGGCCAUGACGGCCGCCAACAACGUGACCUAUAACCCCUCCUACACCCUGACCCAGUACAUCGAGACCAUCACCAUCUCCCUCGUCUGUCUGGUGGGGACAGUCCUCAACCUCCUGACCGCCGGGGCUUUCCUCUCCCGACCCCUCAGGGGCAUCUCCUGCUGCCUGUACCUGGCCACGCGGUCCCUGGCCGUGUUUGGGUUCCUGACCAGCAUGUUCAUCGCCUGGACCAACACCUUCAUGCCCCUCAUCAGCAACGAGGGCAUCUGUGAGCUGACGGUCUUCCUCUCCUACUUCUGCCCCUUUCUCAGUGUCUGGAUGGUCGUCAUCAUCACCGUGGAGAACUUCAUCAGGAUCUCUCAGCCCUCCAGGGUAAACCAGCUCUGCACCCCGCGGGUGGCCAAAUACGUCAUCGUCAGUUUUGUACUGCUGGGCCUAGCGGUGAACAACUUCCCUUUAUGGACGAGCCGCGUCAUCAGAGGCUCGUGUGACGUAUGGCCGGACUUUCACGAGGUUCACGCUGUUUUCAACUAUCUCGACGCCAUUUUGACGUUGGUUAUCCCCCUUGCUCUGAUGAUCAUAGUCGUGCCCCUUGUCGCGGUCAGCGCUAUGCACGCAUACGAGAGGAAGAAGAGGCUUAGUGGGGACACUGGCCUACGGAACAGACAGUGCCCGGAGCCGAAGAACUCCCCCGAGGCCCGGGUGACGCACCUCCUCCUGGCCGUGUCGGUGGUCUUCCUGCUGCUGCACACGCCAUUCCAUGGGAUCAGGAUCAAGCUCUUCAUCGUCUCCCGUACGGAGAUACAGCCGGCAAGCGUGGACAGCAUGAUGCUUUUUGUGUUCCGGAUGGUCUACAACCUGGACACUGUGGUCAGCUGCGCCGUCUACCUGGUCUUUGGCGACAACUUCCGGAAGGUCUUCGUCAAACUCUACUUCUCCCGCUGCUCCAAGCAGAGGUCAACUACUUCCGGCUCAGAGCAGGCCACGACCUUGACCGAGAAUCUGAUGAAGGACAGCGUGGUGAGCCACACGAACGGGUGCGGGAACGAAACCCGGCUGGUCAGCGCGGCGGAUCAGGGCGAGAAUGAUGAAGAGGACGAGGAGGCACGGACGAGGAAGAGGUUGCUCGCGGCUGAUGCUGUUUGA